AGAACUGAUCACAGUAAAAUUUGCCUUUGGAAGUAGCCUGACCACUGCGCUCACUGUGUUAUAUGCCGUUAUCUUUCACCUCAGACCAGAGUAACUGUAUCCCGUUGUUUCCUCAUCGCCAUGUCUUCAACUGCACAACAGCUUGAAUCACAAAAUGGAUCACCGGAAUCCGCCCCCGCAGAAUCGCCAACACCACCGCUGAACGCUGACUCGAAACCGGCUGCACCAUCGUCCACGGAGCCCGAUCCAGACGACGCUACUAUUCAACCAACGGGACCUCCACCAGUUGGCGAGGAAGAUCCGAAACCGCCGGAGAUGAAGGACAAUGAAAUUCAUUCCGGUGAAGCUGAACCAGCCAAUAUGGAGCCUUCCGAAUCCUCGAUCCAAUCGGAUGAACCAGCGAAUCAUUCAGAUCUCAAGACUAUUGACUCUGAAGACCGUACUGGCCAACCAAAUGUAGUCGAUAGCAAUUCGAAACUUCUGAAAGGUGAUGGUAACCGAACUUUCACGAUGAGAGAAUUGUUGAAUGAAUUGAAGAAUGGUGGUGAAGAUUCCGAAGCGCGCGACGCUGGCACCCCUCGCAGUCAGGAAAGCAAUCGCACAGAUCACACUGAUGCUGCCUUGGAGCUGAUCAACAAUGUCACAGGUGCUGAUGAGGAGGGCCGGUCUCGCCAACGAAUCCUUACAUAUGCUGCCCGGAGGUAUGCUAGUGCACUAGAGCGAAAUCCAGAAGAUUACGAUGCACUCUACAACUGGGCACUAGUUCUUCAGGAAAGUGCUGACAAUGUUGGUCCAGAUUCUGGUACACCUUCAAAAGAUGCUUUGCUUGAAGAGGCAUGUAAAAAGUAUGAGGAGGCAACUCGGCUUUGCCCUACACUAAAUGAUGCUUAUUAUAAUUGGGCUAUAGCCAUCUCAGAUAGAGCAAAAAUGCGGGGUCGUACAAAAGAAGCUGAAGAACUUUGGAAACAGGCAACUAAAAACUAUGAAAAAGCCGUUCAGCUCAAUUGGAACAGUCCUCAGGCACUCAACAACUGGGGACUGGCUCUGCAGGAACUUAGUGCAAUUGUCCCUGCUCGAGAAAAGCAAACAAUUGUUAAAACUGCAAUCAGUAAGUUCCGGGCUGCGAUUCAACUGCAGUUUGAUUUCCAUCGGGCAAUUUACAACCUAGGGACUGUUCUGUAUGGGUUAGCAGAGGACUUGUCAAGAACAGGGGGAGCCACAAAUUCUAAAGAUGUUUCCCCAAAUGAGUUGUACAGUCAGUCUGCAAUAUAUAUUGCUGCUGCACAUGCACUCAAACCAAAUUACUCGGUUUACACAAGUGCUCUGAAACUCGUCCGUUCAAUGCUGCCUCUACCGUAUCUGAAGGUUGGAUAUCUUUCUGCCCCACCUUCUGGAAAUCCACUUGCACCACAUAGUGAUUGGAAACGUUCUCAAUUUGUUCUGAACCAGGAAGGACUACACCAGAUUAGUAAAGUUGAGCAAAGACGAAGCCUCUCUUCAAAUUCUGGAGAUAGCACAAGUCCUAGUAGACAAGCAAUCAAAGUUGAUGUGCCGGAUAUUGUGUCUGUUUCUGCAUGUGCUGAUCUGACAUUACCGCCUGGGGCAGGCCUUUGCAUUAAUACAAUUCAUGGACCAGUCUACAUGAUUGCUGAUUCAUGGGAGUCCUUGGACUGGUGGCUUGAUGCUAUUCGCUUAACUUACACAAUUUAUGCACGGGGCAAGAGUGAUGUUUUGGCAGGUAUAAUAACUGGGUAAUUUUGUCUAGGUAACUCCAUGGGGAGGACUAGCCUGAAUUGAUGAAACACCGAUUGUCUGCUGCUCAUGUACACAUGUACAUUAUUUGCCCGUUGAUACGCAUUCCUAUUUCCCUCUAUGGAUGAAUGUAGUUUAUAGAAUUACACCUUGAGUUGAUGUCCAAAUGUUUUGACUUUUUCAAUACAUGAUUCUUGAACUGUGUUAUUGAUUUUUAAUUUUAUUUUAGAAUUUUCUCUA
Ipomoea nil (Japanese morning glory) is the source of this 1992-nucleotide messenger RNA. RefSeq lists its product as uncharacterized. Gene Ontology annotation, molecular function: protein binding. Lineage: Eukaryota; Viridiplantae; Streptophyta; Magnoliopsida; Solanales; Convolvulaceae. The record is from RefSeq and is a predicted model, not a curated record. Bases 121 to 1755 code for a protein of 544 amino acids. The transcript has 14 exons.